Molecule: messenger RNA, 1330 nt
Organism: Tricharina praecox
Lineage: Eukaryota; Fungi; Ascomycota; Pezizomycetes; Pezizales; Pyronemataceae
Product: cyclin-domain-containing protein
Exons: 2
Coding region: 383-1291 (302 amino acids)
Biological process (GO): regulation of cyclin-dependent protein serine/threonine kinase activity
Cellular component (GO): nucleus; cyclin-dependent protein kinase holoenzyme complex
Molecular function (GO): protein kinase binding; cyclin-dependent protein serine/threonine kinase regulator activity
Source: RefSeq, a predicted model, not a curated record
GCCCCCCCCGUUGAUCGCUGCGGUGUAUGUCGCUCGGGUCUCGAUCACGCAGACCGCUACAGCCGCCACCAUUUCGCUCCUACCCCCUUCCUACUUGUGCGCAACUUCUAGCUCCCUAGAAGGGAAACCGGACGCAAUUUUUGCCCCCGUGGACGAGUUUGUUCGUGACCCGUUCCUUCGGCGGCAUCAAUUGCACCAACCCCCUCACCCCACCUCCCUCGUGGCUACCACAGACUACCUCCUCUCCCGACAUGCAAACCAUGCGGAGGCAUUACUGUCGAAGCUCCGCAUCUCUCCGCUCUCUUUGUCAGGAACCACCAUCAGCACGUCGUUUCCGAUCUUCGACCACUCCGCUGUCGCUCAAGACGACGAUACCUACCGUAUGACGAGCCCUUUCGCAUCACCUCCACCCCCUUACUCACCGGAACACCCGCACGUUAUCCUCGAUCACGAGAAACUGCCUUCCGUCAUGGCCGACCUUCCUCCACAGUUGCCCAGCGACUCGCCCAAACCCAGAGGCAUGCGAGGAAAAGACGGCGAUAUCUUCCACCUCGCGCCGUCCGCCGCGUUGACUCUGCUCGCACGAUACACCGAACUGCUGGUCAGCAUGACUGGUGAUGUCCCACCGACGCCGCCGCCGAGCAACCCUACUACCCCUGGAAGCACAAGUCAGGAGCGACGCCAUUCCGAGGGCGGAUACUACUUUGGCUCCUCCGCCAGCAGUAUCGUCGACGGCAUUCGGAUUAAAUCGGUUUCUCCAUCGGAGACCGAAGGCGAUGAUAUCCUAGGGGAGGGAAAAAGCAUCAUUCACCAUGGAGGUGUGGAUGACAUGAUGCACUAUGGGACGAUCGCACGGAAAUUUUGGUGCAAGACCGCGCCUCAGGUUCCCAUCGAGGAAUAUCUCUUCAGGAUCCACCGCUUCUGUCCUCUCUCCACUGCCGUGUACCUCGCCGCGUCGUAUUACCUGCACCGUCUCUCCGUUACCGACCGCAUAAUACCCCUAACGCGAUUAAACGCCCAUAGGCUAGUGCUGGCCGCGCUGCGAAUAGCGGCAAAGACACUGGAGGAUCUCAGCUACCCCCACAGUCGAUUCGCCAAGGUUGGCGGUCUGACGGAUCUCGAUCUCUCGCGGCUGGAAGUCAGCUUUUGCUUCCUGAUGGACUUUGAGCUCAAGGUCGACCGUGCCAUGUUGGAGAGCCAUGUCGAAAUAUUGAGGAACAGUGUGGAGGCACAGGUGAUGCUGGGGAAGGACGCACUGGUGCCUUCGCGGAGACAUUCGGAUCCUGCAUGAUUUUUCGGCAGUUAUUUCUUCGGCGAUCAUUUCAUUUGU